Raphanus sativus (radish) is the source of this 2076-nucleotide messenger RNA. RefSeq lists its product as uncharacterized. The record is from RefSeq and is a predicted model, not a curated record. The transcript is spliced from 4 exons. Bases 1 to 2076 code for a protein of 691 amino acids. Lineage: Eukaryota; Viridiplantae; Streptophyta; Magnoliopsida; Brassicales; Brassicaceae. Gene Ontology annotation, molecular function: zinc ion binding.
AUGGCUUCAGUUGAUGAUGUCGAUGGGGGCGAAACCUUCGAUGAAGAAGCAGAAGAGAGAGAUCAAGGUGAAAUCGAGCAGUUGCUUAGGGAGUUCGUCGACGAGCCUUCGAUUCGCCACGAUCAGAUUCCUGAGAGUGAUGACGAGCAAGAGAAAGGCUGCAAAAAGAAACCAGCAGAUGUAACUCACAUCAAGCGCGGUGAUGGAAGGUUAUACCAGAAGCAGACAUUCGUAAACGGCGUUGGUUUCAAAGAUUGUGUGCUUGACUAUGCUCUUAGAACGGGCCGCAAUAUCCAGCAGUACAGGUACGAUAAGGAUAAAUUUGGCUUUAGGUGUUUGGGUUCUAAUGAAGAAGGAACUUGUGAGUGGAAAAUCUAUGCUUCAGUUCUGCCAAGUGAUAAUGUGUGGAAAGUGAGAGUGUUUGUUGAGACUCAUUCAUGUGUGCCUAACGGACAGUGUUCAAUGCUGAGGGUUCCACAAAUAGCUAGGUUGUUUAUUGAUAAAAUCAGAGAAGAACCUGAUUAUUACAUGCCUAUGAAGAUUGAAGAACUGAUUCUAGAGAAAUGGGGGAUCACGGCAUCAAGGCCUCAGUGUCAAGCUGCUAGAACUAAGGCGCUGAAGUGGCUUGAGUUUGAGUAUGAUCACCAGUUCGCUCGUCUUCGAGAUUAUGCGGCUGAGAUACUUGAAUCAAACGCAGACUCCACUGUGGUGAUUGAGACUCUGAAAAAUGCAGAAGGAAAAGAUGAGUUCAACAGGUUCUACGUUUGCUUUGAAAACAUAAGAAGGACAUGGAAGGAGACAUGUAGACCUUUGCUUGGAAUUGAUGGAUGCUUUGUUAAACACAAGGUCAAAGGACAAGUGUUGGUGGCAUUAGGAAGAGACGCAGAUAAUGCCAUUUAUCCAGUGGCAUGGGGUGUAGUUCAAGUUGAAAAUACAGAGAAUUGGUCAUGGUUUGUGAGAAUGGUAAAGGAAGACUUAGGACUUGAGGAUGGCGAGGGGUUUGUUCUUGUGUCUGAUCGCCAAAAGGGUUUGAUAGCUGCAGUUAAGGAAGAAUUGCCUAAGGUUGAGCAUAGAAAGUGUGUGAGACACAUCUAUGAGAAUCUGAAGAAGAAACAUGGAAGUAAAAGCGACAUGAAGAGUUUUAUAUGGAGCUUAGCAUGGAGUUACAACGAAGCCGAAUAUAAGGAACGGCUGGAUAGGAUUUUCAAUUACGAUGUUGGUGUGUAUGAGGAUGUUCUGAAGACAAAACCGGAGUCAUGGUGUAGAGCAUACCACAGGUUAGGGCCAUACUGCGAAGAUGUGGAAAACAAUUCCACAGAGUCUUUCAAUAACACCAUAGGAAAGGCAAGGGAACUUCCAUUUGUCCCUAUGUUAGAGACAAUAAGAAGACUUGCCAUGGUUCGGAUUGCAAAACGAUCAGUAACCUCUCAUACUCACAAAGGGAUUUGUACACCAUAUGCGACUGAGUUUCUUGAAGCAGAGAAAAAGAAUGCUAGUGAAUGCAUAGUUAGAAGAAGCACCAAUGGAAUGUAUGAAGCAAAGUUGAGUGGAUGUACUUACCGUGUCAGCUUGGAGAGAUGGACUUGCACGUGUAUGAAGUUUGAGAUUUGUGGUAUUCCAUGCGAGCAUGCCUAUGGAGUCAUUCUCCAUAAGAAGCUUAAGGCUGAGGACUUCGUUUGUAAGUGGUUCAGAACAUCUAUGUGGAGAAGAAACUACACUGACGGCCUUAUUCCGGUGAGAGGUGCUCGGUUUUGGCCUGAAACGGGUGCGCCGGACGUCCAUAUUCCACCUGAUCCAGACCAAACGGGGAGGAAGAAGAUGACUAAGGCUGAGAAGAAAAGAAAAAAACCUGCUAAUGAGUCUCCAACCAAGAAGCAACCAAAACAUAAAAAGAGAACUAUGCACUGCGGAGUAUGCGGCCAACCUGAUCACAACUUAAGCCAACUGGAGCUGGUCCUUCUAAUGUUGCUUCUCCAGCUGCAUCUCAAGCUCCCUCUCCAGCUCCUUCUCGAGCUCCCUCUCCAGCUACUUCUCAAGAUAUGUGUUGAUGGUGGUGUCAACUUUUGUGGCUUUUAG